Molecule: messenger RNA, 1077 nt
Organism: Closterium sp. Yama58-4
Lineage: Eukaryota; Viridiplantae; Streptophyta; Zygnematophyceae; Desmidiales; Closteriaceae
Source: the annotation of a GenBank genome assembly
AUGGCGCAUUUCUCUCUCCAGACUCCCGUUGGCCACUACGAGCACGACGGUCGCAAUGCGCAAUCUCUAGGCUCACAGCGCAGCUACCUCGUCGAACCUUCCUCAGUCGACUCAGAGUCCGCAAACGCCAGCUCAGCGUCCUCCUGCGUUCUCCCCUUCCCUACCGGCCGCCUCGAGGAUUAUUUCGUUCUCGAUUCUCACGUGUUAGGUUCCGGCCAGUUCGGCACCGUUCGACGAUGCACGGAGCGCGUCACGGGCUCGCGCUUCGCCUGCAAGACACUAUUAAAGGACGGGCUUAAGAGCGAAGCGGAGCGUGACGAGAUUCGGAAGGAGAUUAGUUUGAUGCAGCGGGUUGCGGUGGGCGGCGCGCACGCGGGGGUAGUGCAGCUGCGCGCGGUUUUCGAAGACGAUGUCGCAGUGCACCUCGUGAUGGAGCUCUGCGAAGGCGGCGAACUGUUCGACGAAGUUGUGCGACGUGGGCGAUUCCACGAGCGCGACGCCGCGAGCGUUUUCGCGCAGAUCGCAGCAGCCGUCGCACACUGCCACGCCCGCGGGGUCCUCCACCGCGACCUGAAACCCGAAAACAUCCUGCUCGUGCGGGACCCAUCUGUACCGCUCUGCGCCGCACCCCUGAUCACAAAAGUCGCAGACUUUGGCCUCGGCGUCGCGCUUGAGGCAGGCGAGCGCACGAAAGGAGUCGCAGGGUCGCCGUUUUACAUCGCACCCGAAGUCCUCACAGGCGAUUACUCUCUAGGAGCCGAUGUCUGGUCGCUCGGUGUCAUUCUCUACAUUCUCCUCAGCGGCGUGCCGCCUUUCUGGGGCGUCACGGAUAAGGACGUAUUUGUCGAGGUGCUUCGCGGCGUGGUUGAUAUGAGCGGCGCGGAGUGGGAGGGAGUGUCGGAAGAGGCGAAGCAUCUCGUGCGGUGCCUGCUUCAGUCGGACGCUGCGAGACGGCCCUCAGCUGCCGCUAUUCUUUCCCACCCUUGGAUCCUGCGCGCGUGCCGCGCCAGCAGCGCGGGUGCUCGCCAGCUGGCCGCUGUUACGACAUCAGAAGCAGCCGAUACAAUUAUGGCGUGA